Messenger RNA from Pogona vitticeps (central bearded dragon), 1644 nucleotides. RefSeq names its product mesotocin receptor. Gene Ontology annotation, molecular function: peptide binding; vasopressin receptor activity. The record is from RefSeq and is a predicted model, not a curated record. Gene Ontology annotation, cellular component: plasma membrane. NCBI's taxonomy places the organism in Eukaryota, Metazoa, Chordata, Lepidosauria, Squamata, Agamidae. Gene Ontology annotation, biological process: G protein-coupled receptor signaling pathway; regulation of systemic arterial blood pressure by vasopressin; positive regulation of vasoconstriction.
AAGUAUGAAGAGAGAAUUGCUAUCUUCUGCAGAUUCAUCUUGCUUUAUGAGUGCUGAUUAAUUGGACUUAGCAAUGCCUGCCAGCUAAGUACACUGAAACCCGAGCAACUGGUGGUGUAUUCACUAGCCUGCCCUCCAUAGCACUCACCUCACAGAUUAUUUCCUGCACACUAUGGAGAAUUUCUCAUUUUCUGAGAAUGACAGCUAUGAGUCUGGACAGCUUUUAUUUCAGAAUUUUCACAAUUCGACAAACACUUCUGCUCUUCCUGAAAGACAACCAAGAGAUGAACAGCUAGCUCAAGUAGAGAUUGCUGUGCUAGGAGUCAUAUUUAUGGCAGCAUCUGUGGGCAACUUCAUUCUCAUCCUAGUGUUAUGGAAGAGACGAAUGAAGCUGUCUCAGAUAUACGUUUUUUUGCUUCACCUGAGCCUAGCAGACCUGAUGGUUGCGUUCUUUCAAGUUCUUCCUCAGCUUUUUUGGAAAAUCACAGAUGUUUUCAUGGGUCCAGAUGUCCUGUGCAGGACCAUCAGUUAUCUCCAGCUAUUCAGCAUGUUUGCAUCCACUUACAUGGUCAUGGUUAUGGCAACAGACAGAUUCCAAGCAGUGUGCUACCCCAUGACCACCUUCCAGAAGAAUGGGGCCCUUUGGAAUGUCUCUGUCUGCAUCAGCUGGCUGGUAUCUUUGGUCUUUAGCUUACCUCAGGUCUUCAUCUUUCAGAAGAGAGAGGUAUUGCCAGGCAUAUUUGACUGUCAAGCUGAGUUCAUUGAACCCUGGGGCACCAAGAUGUAUGUGACUUGGAUUUCUAUAGCCAUAUUCUUCGUUCCUGCAGCUAUCCUUACUGUAUACCAUGUUAGAAUAUGCAGAGCAGUCCAAAUGAAUAUGCACUGGAAAAAACACAAUGAAUUUGAAGUCACAAAUCAGAAGCAAACAUUGCCAUCGUUGCCAAGCAAUGUGAACUGUAUGUCAAAGACCAUGAUCAAGACUAUAAAGAUGACAGUGGUGAUCGUUGUUGCUUAUGUCUUCUGCUGGUCACCUUUCUUUAUUGCACAAUUGUGGACUGCAUGGCACCCCAGUGAUGCUAGAACUGAAGGUCCAGUAAUAGCCAUCCUUAUGCUCUUAGGGAAUCUUAAUAGCUGUGUCAAUCCAUGGAUUUAUAUGUAUUUUUGUGGUCAUAUACCACAUUGUUCAAAACACAAACUGAACAACACAGCAGCCCAUGAAGAUUCUACGACUACAGGUAGCAUCAACUUGGGAGAUAAAGAUUCUGAAGAUAAUGUCACCCCUGUAUAACUGACUAUAUAGCAACUCUAAACUGCUUUGUAGUUUGUUCUUGCUACCAGAAGUAGCAAAGGUUGUUUUCAACAUUUAUGUAUUUUUGAAUUAUUAUUUUAAAGCAAAGUUUACCCAAUGUAAAUAGCUUACUCCAAAAGGAUAUCACAUGCACACUCUAUCUUCAAAGUUGAGAGGUUGUUUGUUUUAUUGCAAUGCCAGACUCCAACAAUUUACAAAGGUACAUCUUAAAUUGCAUGUAUUUGCAGACUCUUGUUAAAUCUUUAUUCUCUUCUAGCAAGUUUGAUGAAUCUAACAUAGACAAUAAGAUAAUUAUAUAUCUGAACUCUCCUGAGGUGUUAAUUGCUGACCACAGA